Messenger RNA from Pyricularia oryzae 70-15, 835 nucleotides. RefSeq lists its product as uncharacterized. Bases 38 to 835 code for a protein of 265 amino acids. The transcript has 3 exons. The record is from RefSeq and is a predicted model, not a curated record. Lineage: Eukaryota; Fungi; Ascomycota; Sordariomycetes; Magnaporthales; Pyriculariaceae.
UUGUUAUUCUUCAUCACUUUCUGACACUUAAGAUCAAAUGUCUGCAACGAUGGAGCGUCAGAGCAUCCAAGACAUGGUCAACGAGAUCCGUCGCGACAAGGACCGUAAUGGAACUCCUCCGCGUCUCUGGCAGCUCAUGUAUGAGCAUGACGGCGGAGAAUUCUACAUGGAAGUUGAUGAUAAAGACGUGAACGAUGCGUGGGCCGAUUUCGUUAUCCAGGAGAGAAUGCCCCGCAAGUACAGCAACGACGUCAUCAGGAACGAGCCCUUCAUGAUCAAGAACCUGGUCAAGGCCUUCCGCAUGACGACGUACCAGAUCCCGCCCGGACAGCUGCGCACCGCGACCAUCGCCUUCAUCGACACGUGGCGCAGCAACCCGCGCAUCCUGGCCUCCAUCGCCCACCGCGAGUACGGCAAGGGCCGCGAGUUCCUGCAGAUGCACAGCGUGCUGUUCAUCGAGUCCAUCCUGAUCGCCCAGGCCGUGGAGCGGGCCGCCGCCGCGAUGCGCAGCCUCGACGGCGACAUUGCCGCCCUCAAGGCGACUGCUACUACCGUCUUUGCCGCCCUCGACGACAAGGUCAUGGCCGAGCCCGCCGAGCAGCACUGCACGCCCACCCCCGCCGGCCGCCCCCUGGACCAGGUCGAGCUCCACGGCGCCUGCUACCUCGCGCUCAAGGCCGAGUAUCAGCAAAAGCUCCAGGCCAAGCUGGCCGAGAUGGACGCCUUUGUCAAGGAGUGGCAGGACCGCUGCCUCACCCUCGCCUCGCUGGCCCCGGCGCCCCUUGUCGAGGGAGAGCAGGAUCUGGUUGUCGAGGAGGACUGGAUCGUGCUGUAG